Molecule: messenger RNA, 1019 nt
Organism: Racocetra persica
Lineage: Eukaryota; Fungi; Glomeromycota; Glomeromycetes; Diversisporales; Gigasporaceae
Source: the annotation of a GenBank genome assembly
GUCAAAAAAAUGAAGGUGUAAAAGAUCAAAAGAGCGAAGUAAAAAAGAUCAAGAGAGCGAAGGUAAAAAAAGGCCAAGAGAGUGAAGGUGAAAAAUGCCAAGAGAGCGAAAAUGCAAAAGGUCAAAAGGGUGAAGGUGAAGAUGUUCAAAAGAGUGAAGAUAUAAAAGGUCAAAAGAGAGAAAGUGAAGAAGGUCAAAAGAACAAACCCAUACCUCCAGGUGUAUUUAAAAAUGCUUCCCUAUUCAGUGCUCUAACCUUUGAUGACCUUUUGGAAUUUACCCAAAAAACUUCAUUAAAUUGUUUUAACCUUAAAACAUUUAUAAUGUUCAUCAUUACAAAAUCAUCGUCUUAUCUCAAACUAUCACCAGAGAAUACAUUAUAUUGGUUUAAGGAGGUUGUAUAUCAGAUAUUUUCAAAGAAUAUUGCCAUUAAAUAUUAUGAAAAUGCAGAAAGAGAAGUAAACGAUUUUAAGACUAAACAGGCAGAAAGCAAACACUUUGGUUUCUGGUAUCUGGUUGGAAAAUGGAACUUCAAAAAGAUAGCAAAAGAAGAAUUUGCUUCGUCACCACAUCAUUCAAUUAAUGUAAGAAAAAGGAUUCAAGAAUCUGAGUAUCGUUUACGGUUUGCCAAGCGUGUCAAGGCCAGUUUAAAACCAAAUAAUGAGUUUAAUAAAUUCAUUGAAGCAGUCAUAAGGUUUGAUUUGGAACAGUUGCCUGAAAAUAAACCACUCCGAAGUUGGCACAUCAAUACCGAUGCUAUCCCUCCGAUUGAAAUUUCCGAGAAAACUUGGUUGACAGAUACAGUUCAUCAAUUUUUAGAAGCAGCUGUGCACAACAUUCCUGGGCUCAUAUGCGCUACUCUUUCGAGACAUCUUGGAAAUGAAGAAAAUCGUAAACCUGACAGAACUGUAAGAUUAAAACUUGAAGACAACCAGUUUGAAAUUCUCUAUAUAGAAGGUGCAAACCCAGAAUUGAAAGGAAAAAGUAUCAAGAAGACGCAGAAAAACUCCAGCAGCUAA